AUGGCUGCUUCGUGCCGUACUGUUGCAGCGCUGCUGUGCCUGGCCACUGCUGCCCUGGCCAAGAUCGAGAUGUCCGAGUUGGGCGGCCGCAUGGACGUCAAGCUGUACGUCGACGGGAACAAGGCCAUCUGGAUUGACAUGAACGCCUCGGCCUUUGGUGCCCUGCAGCCCGGCGCCCCCACCGACGAGUGGGAUGAGACCUGGGCCGUCCCCGAGAACAACGAUGUGCCUUACAACCACGUCUUUGCCGCUUACAACCCUGCUGGUCACCCUGGCUAUGACGGCUUUGGCCACGGCUAUGGCACCCCCCACAUGGACAUUCACUUCUUCUCCAUCUCGGAGGAGGAUCGCAAUUCUCUGGCACAGUGCUCCUCAUUUCCCCCCUGCCCCGUGGACAACGUGAGCGCUGCCAUCUUUGACUACCCCUCCAGCCGCGUCCUGUCGGAUGAUUUCAUCUUGGACUCGACCUUUGGUGGUCACGCCGUCCCGCGCCACGGCAUGCACUGGCUGCCCAAGUCGGAUUAUGAUGUCUUCACUCCUCGUGAUAUUGAUGACUCGUGGCCUGCCACGCCCCCGCGCUGGCUGUCCUGCCUUACCCAAGCUUCUGGUGGCUCAGAUGAGGGCUGCCGCCUUGGCCUUUGGUAUCCCGGUAUCAGCCCCAUCCUGAUCACCCUCGAUGGCAAGACUGUUGCGCAUGAGAUCAUGGUCUCGGUUGACUUCUUCAAGCGCCUGCGCGAUGGCCAGAUCUCCAACCCAUACAUCCAAACCUUUCCCCAGGUCGCCGAGGGCUUGACGGACAUGAACCCCCCGAUGUACCCGACCAACAUGUGGGCCGUGUACGACGAGGCAACCGACCGCCUGCGCUUUGGCAUGGACCUGCAACGCUACAAGCUCUUCGAUUGCCCCUGCGAUUGUGCUUCGUGCGACGAGGAGAUGCAGUGCACCAGCUGCGUCCUGGACACCCACGGCGUCAAGGAUGGCAAGUGCCAACGAUGCCCUCACAAGAUUGACGGCUAUUGCAUGCCCAACAGCUACUGCAUGAGCGCCGAGGGAGCGCUGAAUGGGUUUUGCAAGACCGAUUCGACUUUCGAAGCCUGUGAGAUGGAUGCCUUCUUUAAGCCUGUGGCCUGCCCUCUCGAUCUGGGUUGUGGCGUCAUGCCCGAGUGCACUGAAUGCCGCUUUUACCGCGGUGAUGCGCAGUGCUCGGCUUGCGAUGGUAGCUGGAUCGUGAAUGAGAAUGCCACGGCGUGUGUUGCUGAUGUGGGCAGCUAA
Monosiga brevicollis MX1 is the source of this 1272-nucleotide messenger RNA. RefSeq lists its product as uncharacterized. The record is from RefSeq and is a predicted model, not a curated record. Lineage: Eukaryota; Choanoflagellata; Craspedida; Salpingoecidae. The transcript has 3 exons. The coding region runs from base 1 to 1272 and encodes 423 amino acids.